Haplochromis burtoni (Burton's mouthbrooder) is the source of this 6673-nucleotide messenger RNA. It is a transcript of the gene med12, whose product is annotated as mediator complex subunit 12. The record is from RefSeq and is a predicted model, not a curated record. Gene Ontology annotation, cellular component: mediator complex. Gene Ontology annotation, biological process: regulation of transcription by RNA polymerase II. Bases 118 to 6588 code for a protein of 2156 amino acids. Gene Ontology annotation, molecular function: transcription coactivator activity; beta-catenin binding. The transcript is spliced from 43 exons. NCBI's taxonomy places the organism in Eukaryota, Metazoa, Chordata, Actinopteri, Cichliformes, Cichlidae.
GUUUCCCUGACUUUUAUUUUGAAGUUCACGACUGGAACCCUGCCGGAAGUGAGUUUGGCUGUUGUAGCUCGCCCCAGGCUGCUGGAAGGAGGAAAGCCUUAGCUGUGAUGCCGCUGGAUGAUGGCUGCUUUCGGGAUCUUAAGUUACGAACACCGUCCAUUAAAGCGGCCCCGACUCGGCCCUCCGGACGUUUAUCCGCAAGAUCCAAAGCAAAAAGAGGAUGAGUUGACUGCAUUGAAUGUGAAGCAAGGAUUCAAUAACCAACCAGCUGUAUCCGGCGAUGAACAUGGCAGUGCCAAAAAUGUCAACUUCAACCCUUCCAAGAUCAGCUCAAACUUCAGCAGCAUUAUUGCAGAGAAGCUGCGCUACAGCACGUUUCCAGACACAGGGAAGCGUAAACCACAGGUCAACCAGAAGGAUAAUUUCUGGCUUGUCACAGCGAGGUCACAGAGCUCCAUCAAUAACUGGUUCACGGAUUUAGCUGGGACUAAACCUCUGACACAGCUGGCUAAAAAGGUACCGAUCUUUAGCAAGAAGGAAGAGGUUUUUGGAUACUUGGCCAAGUACUCAGUCCCUGUAAUGCGUUCAGCAUGGAUGAUUAAGAUGACCUGCGCAUAUCAUGCAGCUAUCACAGAAACUAAAGUCAAGAAGAGGCAUGUGAUUGACCCGUGCAUAGAAUGGACCCAAAUCAUUACCAAGUAUCUCUGGGAGCAGCUUCAGAAGGUGGCUGAGUUUUACAGACAGUUUCCCAGCCAAGGCUGCAGCUCACCCCUGCCAGCUAAUCCCCCUGAUGUGGAGACGGCCAUGAAGCAGUGGGAAUACAACGAGAAGCUGGCCAUGUUCAUGUUUCAGGAUGGUAUGUUAGACAGACACGAGUUCCUGACGUGGGUGCUGGAGUGUUUUGAGAAAGUCCGGCCUGGUGAAGAUGAGCUUCUCAGACUACUUUUGCCCCUUUUACUACAGUACUCGGGGGAAUUCGUGCAGUCUGCUUACUUGUCACGAAGACUGGCUUACUUCUGCACGCGCCGCCUCAACUUGUUGCUAAGUGACGGGAGCCUGGGCCCUGGCACAGGAGGGCAUCCAGCUCACGGCAUCUUGACACAGCAAAGCAACGCUCUGCCCUCCACACCAACCUCCCAGCCAGCGGGAGGGAACCAGCCCCAGACACCUUUUACAGACUUCUAUAUCUGUCCACAGCACAGGCCUCUGGUGUUUGGUCUCAGCUGCAUGUUACAGAGCAUUGUGUUGUGCUGUCCCAGUGCUCUUGUGUGGCAUUACUCUUUAACAGACAGCAGAAACAAGACUGGUUCCCCUCUCGACCUCCUGCCCAUCGCUCCUUCCAGCUUGCCAAUGCCAGGAGGCAACACUGCCUUUACACAGCAGGUUCGUGCAAAGUUGCGGGAGAUUGAGGAACAAAUUAAGGAGCGAGGUCAGGCAGUGGAGUUCAGGUGGUCGUUUGAUAAGUGCCAGGAGACGACAGCGGGAUUCACCAUCGGAAGGGUUCUCCACACUCUGGAGGUUUUAGACAACCACAGCUUUGAGAAGUCUGACUUCAACAACUCCCUGGAUUCACUGUACAACAGGAUAUUUGGUUCAGGCCAGAGCAAAGAUGGCCACGAGAUGUCACCUGAUGAUGAUGCGGUGGUGACCUUGCUUUGUGAAUGGGCUGUGUGCUGUAAGCGUUCAGGCAGACACAGGGCCAUGGUUGUGGCCAAGCUGCUGGAAAAGAGGCAGGCUGAAAUAGAAGCAGAGAGGUGCGGCGAGUCGGAGGUGGUGGAUGAGAAGGGCUCUGUGUCAUCCGGUUCCCUGUCAGCUGCCACACUGCCAGUCUUUCAGGAUGUGCUGCUGCAGUUCCUUGAUACUCAGGCUCCCACCCUGACGGAGCCUGGGAAUGAAAGCGAACGCGUGGAGUUCUCCAACCUAGUCCUUCUCUUCUGCGAGCUCAUCCGUCACGACGUCUUUUCCCACAAUAUCUACAUGUGCACGCUCAUUUCCCGUGGCGACUUGGCUUCUGACUCCCACCUGCCCCGCCCACGUUCACCCAGCGAUGAGCCCUCUGAUGAAUCGGAGCGCAAAGAGCAGGAUGCAGGCAGCAGUGUCAAGAUGGAGGAUACUGGCCUGUCGGAGUCCAUGGAAAUCGAUCAUAACUCCAGUGCUAAUUUUGAUGAGAUGUUCUCACCUCCAAUGCACUGUGAAACCAAGGGAAGCCCCUCUCCAGAGAAGCCGGUUACAGAUCAGGACAGUAAGCCCAACUGUAAGGACAAGGGCAUGGACCCCGCCUUUCCUCAACUGUAUGAGCAACCCCGUCACAUCCAGUAUGCCACUCACUUCCCUAUUCCUCAGGAGGAAAGUGCCAGUCAUGAAUGCAACCAGCGUUUAGUGGUCCUCUACGGUGUGGGCAAACUGAGAGAUGAGGCGAGACACACCAUUAAGAAAAUUACCAAAGACAUCCUGAAGGUGCUAAACCGCAAAAGCACAGCAGAAACAGGAGGAGAGGAAGGACAAAAAAGGAAGAGGAGUAAGCCAGAGGCCUUUCCCACUGCAGAGGAUAUCUUCUCCAAAUUCCAGCACCUCUCCCACUUUGACCAGCACCAGGUCACCUCCCAGGUGUCCAGAAAUGUGCUGGAACAGAUCACCAGCUUUGCCUUAGGGAUGUCCUACCACCUGCCUCUCGUCCAGCACAUUCAGUUCAUCUUUGACCUCAUGGAGUACUCCCUUAACAUUAGUGGCCUCAUAGACUUCGCUAUUCAGCUUCUGAAUGAGUUAAGUCUGGUGGAAGCCGAGCUGCUGCUGAAGUCAUCCAGCCUGGUGGGCAGCUACACCACAAGCCUGUGUCUGUGUAUUGUAGCAGUGCUGAGGAGGUACCACUCCUGCCUCAUCCUCAAUCCUGAGCAGACAGCCCAAGUUUUUGAUGGGUUACGCAUUGUGGUGAAGUCAGGUGUGAACCCAGCAGACUGUUCCUCUGCUGAGCGUUGCAUUCUGGCCUAUCUGUAUGAUCUCUACACCUCCUGUAGUCACCUCAAGAACAAGUUUGGUGAGAUAUUUAGUGAGUUUUGCUCUAAAGUGAAGAACUCCAUCUACUGCAAUAUUGACCCAUCAGACUCCAACAUGCUUUGGGAUCCUAUGUUCAUGAUGGAGGCCAUCGCCAACCCCUCAGCCAACAACUUCAACCACUCCAUGGUGGGCAAACUCUUGAAUGACAGCCCACCCAACCGCUACAGCUUUGUCUGUAAUGUGCUAAUGGAUGUGUGUGUGGAUCACCGAGACCCAGAAAGGGUGAACGAUAUUGGGAUCUUGUGUGCGGAGCUGACGGCAUAUUGCCGCUCCCUGAGCGCCGAAUGGCUCGGCAUUCUCAAGGCUCUUUGCUGCUCCUCUAACAACGGCAACUGUGGCUUCAAUGACUUGCUGUGUAACGUAGAUGUUAGCGAUUUGUCCUUCCACGAUUCUCUGGCAACCUUCGUAGCCAUUCUCAUUGCCAGACAGUGCUUGCUCCUUGAAGACCUGGUUCGUUGUGUUGCCAUUCCUUCCCUUCUCAAUGCAGCCUGCAGUGAGCAAGACUCUGAACCAGGAGCCAGACUGACCUGCAGAAUUCUGCUGCAUCUUUUCAAGACACCACAACGCAACCCUGUCCCCCAAGAUGGCGUGAAGUCAGACAAGGCUUCAGUUGGUAUCCGGUCGUCUUGCGAUCGCCACCUUCUUGCUGCCUCCCAGAACAGCAUCGUGGUUGGAGCUGUAUUUGCUGUUCUCAAAGCUGUGUUUAUGUUGGGUGAUGCUGAGUUGAGAGGCUCAGGGUUGUCUCACACCGCCGGCCUCGACGACAUAUCCGAAGGACGCAAUGUCUCGAUCGAGACGGCCAGCUUGGAUGUAUAUGCGAAGUAUGUUUUGAAGACCAUCUGCCAGCAGGAAUGGGUUGGAGAACGCUGCCUGAAGUCUCUGUCUGAGGACAGCAGUGCCCUCCAAGACCCGGUGCUGGUGAACAUUCAAGCCCAGCGACUGCUGCAGCUUAUUUGCUAUCCUCACCGCCAGCUGGACAGUGAUGACGGUGACAACCCACAGAGGCAGCGUAUCAAACGCAUCCUCCAGAAUAUGGACCAGUGGACGAUGAGACAGUCAUCUCUGGAGCUGCAGCUGAUGAUCAAACAGAGCACCAACAAUGAGCUCUACUCUCUCUUGGAGAACAUAGCCAAGGCCACUAUAGAGGUGUUCCAGAAAUCAGCUGAGAUGAACUCCAGUAACCCCUCAGGGAACGGGGCAGCAGCCCAAGGAGGCUCUGCAUCUAAUAACAACAGUACCACAAGCAAAAUGAAGCCUAUUUUAAGCUCAUCAGAGCGAUCGGGUGUUUGGCUGGUGGCUCCGUUGAUAGCCAAGCUGCCCACGUCAGUCCAGGGCCAUGUGCUAAAGGCGGCAGGAGAGGAGCUGGAGAAAGGGCAGCACCUUGGCUCUUCUUCACGUAAGGAGAGGGACAGGCAGAAACAGAAAAGUAUGUCUCUGCUGAGCCAGCAGCCGUUCCUGUCUUUGGUCUUGACCUGCUUAAAAGGGCAGGAUGAACAGAGGGAGGGUCUCCUCACCUCCCUUUACAGCCAAGUGCAGCAGAUUGUCACCAACUGGAGAGAAGACCAGUACCAAGAUGACUGCAAGGCAAAGCAAAUGAUGCAUGAGGCACUGAAGCUACGACUGAAUCUUGUCGGUGGCAUGUUUGAUACAGUGCAGCGCAGCACGCAACAGACCACGGAGUGGGCGGUGCUACUCCUUGACAUCAUCAGCAGUGGCACAGUGGACAUGCAGUCCAAUAACGAGCUCUUCACAACAGUGCUGGACAUGUUGAGUGUGCUGAUUAACGGCACACUGGCUGCUGACAUGUCCAGCAUCUCUCAGGGCAGCAUGGAGGAAAACAAGAGAGCCUACAUGAACCUGGUUAAGAAGCUCAGGAAAGAACUUGGAGAUCGGCAGUCAGAAAGUUUGGAAAAGGUUCGCCAGCUUCUGCCGCUGCCCAAGCAAACCCGCGAUGUCAUAACCUGUGAACCUCAGGGUUCGCUGAUAGACACUAAGGGCAACAAGAUAGCUGGCUUUGAGAAGGAGGGUCUUCAAGUAUCUACUAAACAAAAGAUUUCUCCGUGGGAUGUUUUUGAGGGUCUGAAACACUCCGCCCCUCUCUCCUGGGGCUGGUUUGGUACGGUACGUGUGGACCGUAAGGUGACUAAAUUUGAGGAGCAGCAGCGAUUCCUCCUUUAUCACACCCACCUGAAGCCCAAACCACGUAGCUAUUACCUGGAGCCUCUUCCCCUACCCCCUGAAGAGGAGGAACCCCUGACACCUGUCUCACAGGAACCAGAGAAGAUGAUAGAGGUGGUGAAGACGGAGAAGAAUGUAGCCACUGUGCCACCAGAGUCCAACAAAAAGUCCAAAUCCAAGAAAAAGAAAGCUCCUUCUAACAAAACAGAGGACUAUAACCGAACACCAGGUCCUGCAUAUACAAGUAUGGCACCAGAGUUGAUGCAGAACCCCACAUAUCCCAGGACCAUGCCCUAUAAUCCACAGAACGUGUACACACAGAGCCAGCCUCUACCUCCAGGUCAGAUUGCAGGAGGUCCAGGUUUAGAUGCUCCAUACAGACAACCAAACCGCAGCCAAAUUAGCAAAAUGAUGCCCGCUCGGCCUAGUUAUCCAGGCAUGAUGCCAGGCAUGCCGGGAAGCAUGCCUGGCAUCAUGGGACCAGACAAACAGUACCAAAUGACCUUUAAGCCCCAUGCUACCAUGUCACAAGGCCCGAAUCUGCGACACCAACUACAGGUCAGACUGCAUCAAAAUCCAAAUGCAUUAGGGCAGAUUAGACAAAUGCCACCAAACCAACAAUAUACUUCAAUGCAAUCCCAGGGCUAUACCACAUACGGGUCACACAUGGGAAUGCAGCAGCAUCCAUCUCAAAGUGGUAGUAUAGUACCUCAUUCCUAUGGCAACCAAAAUUUCCCAGGCGCACAUCCUGGAGCCAACCCUGCUGUAGUGGAACCUCUAAGGCAUCAGAGGCCAAGUGGGUAUCUUCUCCAGCAGGCCCCACAGCCCACAGGCUACCCACAGAGUAUGCAGAACACACAGAGGUUUCCCCACCAGCAACUCCAGCAGAAUCCUAUCAUGCCAUCCCAUCUCGGGCAAAUGGGACAAGGUGUCCAUCCAGGCUUGUCCAGGCCCAAUCAGAUAUUAACAGAACAGCAGCAACAAUUAGUGCAGCAGCAGCAGUACCUCAGACAACAUGCAGCGAUCAGGGCACAACAACAUCAACAGCAGCAGCAGCAGCAGCAGCAACAGCAACAGCAGCAGCAGCAGGUCCAACCACAGCAGGUUCCUCCUCAACAGCAGGUUCCACAGCAGCAACAGCCACAGGUGACGGCUGUGCCUCCACCAGGCCAGGCACAGAACCAGGGCCUGAGCAUGCAGCCGCUGCCACCGCAGCAACCCAUGGUAGGAGUCCAGUUCCCACGACAGGGAAUGCAGCAGACUCAGCAGCAACAGCAGACCGCAGCGCUGGUCAGACAGCUGCAACAGCAACUAUCAAGUACACAACCAUCACAGGGCACCAACUCUUAUUACUGAUAAUGUUUGUUCAUAGUGGUGGGCAGAGUGGAGGCCCUGCUCUGUGGAUUGGGGGAAUACAUGUGUCCUGUGCCAUGAAGGUAGU